CCAGGCUGAUCCACGAAUGAUAUACCACAAAUAACAAGAAACUUGUUCUUUUUACACCUGAAUCAGGACCUUGAAUAUAUGCGCCGCACCAAUGUGAUCCCAGCUGUGAUGAGACGACCCCUGCCCAACCUCCCCAGCCUCCAGGAUGCACCAGCCAUCCCGAGUAGAAAACUCACCUGCAGCCAGCUCUUAGAAAUCUACACAAUGCUAACAUUCUUGCACGACUCCACUCUUGCUUAGCGUUCCAGAGAAGAUAUGAGUGUGGACCCCGAGUUCCAGCUCAAGCACACCAACGUAUCUCGACCUCGACUCUCCCACCAAGGCUCUCAGCAGAGCGUUGCUGCCUCAUUAGCUGCCUCUGAAGGAUUCUACAGCGUCUCCGAGAACACAUCCAGCGAUAGCGAGGACAAGAAACCUCUCUUCCAAACACCGCCAUCCCACCACCGAACCCCGGCAGCAAGUCAUGAGCAUUUGUUGUCCGAAACUGAAACCCCAAUAACAUCGCUACGCGGCAUUGGUAUCCCGAGGCAACACGGACGCCCUCAAUCGCCGGCUGUCUCGACAAUCGCGGAGGAGAGACCAGGAACACAAGACACAAGGCGGUCCCAGGUGCGGUCCGACAUGGACUCGGCGUCCGUGGCAACGACACCAGGUCAAGACACAACACCAUACAUACGGUUCGCUAUCGACCAGCUGACCCGAGAUGAAGAGGUCAGAGGUUCGCGCGUCUACCCUGAAGAUAGGCCACAGGUCCAAGACGAGGACUACCCUGUCGAGAGAAUUGUCUCAGACGAUGGCUUGGGAUACAUGGCACAAGAGCAAAGGACACAGCAGAGGAUGUCGCAGUACCUGCCCCCGCAGCCUCAGAGACAGCCCUCGGCACCAACUGCGAACACUCAACUACCCGUGGCGGCUCAACCUCAAUACCCUCACCACCAACCACAACAACCUCCCUCUCGGGUAGAGAAAGACGUAUUCGUAGCGAGCACCCAACCGCAUGCGCCGCUCCACUUCCUCCCUGCUAUCCUCCGCCCUCUCUGGCUAGGUCUCUUCAUCUUCCUGUGUCUCACUAUCCUCGCGGCACUAAUCUUCUGCGCUAUUUACUCGAACCGAAGCAACGGUAAUGGACUCUGGGACUACAACUCCUUCGGUGAUAGUCGCUACUUCGUAUUCGAGUAUCUUCCAACCAUGCUCGGAAUGUUGAUUCUCCUCUGGCUCAUCCAGAUCCAGACCGCCCUUCAACGGAUCGUGCCGUUUAUAUCAAUGGCCUCUAAAUCAUUCCACCGACGCUCCGAAGCUGUCUUCCUCCAACUGCAUCCCAUGCAGUUUCUUCUACCAAAUUUCGAGCACUUUCGUGCAGGCCAACGUCGUGUCGGGGCCUGCUAUAUUAUCUUCUGGCUAUUCACUUGGACGAUACCCCUUCUUGCAUCUUCAUUCAACGUACGAUAUGAUCUAGAACGAGGCGUAUGGAGAUGGGUCGCUGUUCAGGGCGUCAUCUGGACCGUCGUCGUUCUAUACAUUCUAUUGAUCAUCGCUUUGGUGGUCCUGUUGAUAUUUCUUAUACAAAACCAGACAGGGUUGAGGUGGGAUCCUCGAUCGCUCGCCGACGUCGUUUCACUUCUCGAACGCUCAAACAUCAUGGCUGAUUACAAUGGCUCCGAGACGUUUGAAAAGGGCGAUUGGCACUUGGUGAGUAACCGCGCUGACCGCAUCGGCUACUGGAGUACUACGAAGCGACCGACCGAUGUCUUCUAUGGCAUUGGUGAAGAGGGUGGAGAUAAUAGGAGAUUUUCGCUCGAAGCAGGUCGAAUUAGGGAGAAGGGACCCGAGCGCACAUAUCCCGAGCCGGCACACGGCAACGAGAAGCCUGGCGACUUUUCUAUUCGCAUGGACAUCCGCAGUCCAGGCGUACGGUUGAGGUACCUGCCGUGGUAUCUCAAAGACACCUCGGUCGUCGCUUGGAUCGUUAUCGCCAGUGUCCUGCUGGUCGCUUUCCUGGCCGUCAGCUUCGUGAACCGCGCUGUCCGCAUCGGCUUUCUACCUCAGGUCUUCGCACGUACGGACGCUAGUGGCUUCUCUGCCUCCAACUUCCUGUACUCGUUCAUCCCAGCGCUGAUCGGCAACUUUCUCUUCUUGGCCCUGCUGUCGCUCGAUUAUUCUCUCCGAACACUCCAGCCUUACAUCUCGCUCUCAUCGAAAGGUGGCGCUACCGCCGAGACCUCACUUCUUGUUGACUACGCAUGUCGGUUGCCCAUCUCGGCUACGAUUUCAGCAAUCGAGAACAGGCACUUCCAAACGGCAGUCCUCUCGCUGGUCUCACUCGUCUCCAUGACUAUUCCCGUCCUAGCAGGCGGCUGCUUCUGGACGCAAUACUGGAACAACGAAGACACGGUCCGCGUCUCAGCAGAUCUCCCAGGCUACUACGCGCUCUGCUUCUUCCUCGCUCUUUACACCAUCAGCUUGCUCGCCUUGCUCCCCGGUCGUCGCCGAGGUGCCCUGCCGCAUCGUAGCAACACGUUGGCCGAGAUGAUAAGCUGGGUGUACCAAUCGCCCAUCCUGGCCGAUCGCGCCUUCUCCCGCCCGCAAACCAAGCCCGAACUCGUCGCUAGACUGAUGGGAAGCACGUACCUCGAGCGCACAUGGACACGCUCCGUCGUUUCCCUCGUCCGGCCUUCGAAGAACAAUCUCAGGGGCGAUUCACCUACGGAUCCCGCGCUGGGCGAGAAGAAGACGAGAAAAGAGAAGAGGCAUGAGAAGCACGACUCGCUUACGGACCCGGGGAAGAUCAGGUACGGCUUUGGCAUCCACGUCGGCCGUGAUGGCCUUGAACAUCUCGGCAUCGACCGGGUGCGACGAGGUGGUGAUAGGAGCGGAAGGGAGUUGGUGAUUUGGGAGGAGCAGCGGAACAACAAGCGCAAGAGCUGGACGGAGCAGGUAUGAAGCUUCAUCCUUUCACGGGCGACAUACAUGAGCGAAGACAACGGUCUUUCGCGAACCAGAGGCGACAUACAUUUGAUUUUUUUCGGCGCAUUUACAGCGAGCAUCGAACUUUUUUACGGCUUUACGGACUUAUGGCAUUGGGUAAACGGCGCACGCACCUUAGACUACACGACUUUUCAUCGACGCGAUGCAGGAGUGUACUUGUAUGAUUUACAUAGACGACGACAUACGGGGUGGAGAUUUGGGGUAAUAUUUAUAUGAGAGGCGAAGGGAAAGGAAAGGUCCAUGUGAUUAUGCGGCUACAUGGUAUAUGGGAAAUGGACUAUGGAUGAAUGCCAAUAUUACUUAUUAUUAAUAUAUUCUCAAUAGCACACACUUUUUCUCUUCUGGUUGUCUUAUUUUCAAAGUAGUGGAGGCGUAAUCAGCAUGAUGAUUGAUGAGGACAUUGAGUAGUUGGUAGAAUUCACAAGAUGUCUGAG
Molecule: messenger RNA, 3419 nt
Organism: Cucurbitaria berberidis CBS 394.84
Lineage: Eukaryota; Fungi; Ascomycota; Dothideomycetes; Pleosporales; Cucurbitariaceae
Exons: 2
Coding region: 256-2940 (894 amino acids)
Source: RefSeq, a predicted model, not a curated record